GCUCCUGUCAUUGACUGGGGUGGUGGACAGAAAGGCCAAAUGAUCCAGUGAAACGGGGCGACGAGUCCAGCACAGCAUGGACGGCUGCCCGCCAUAGUUAGUGCAGCUUUUAUUUUUUUAUUCUAUUUUUUUACAGUCUCGCCUUUUUAUCCGCUGAAAGUUUAUCUUCUUUUUUUCUUUGUUUUUUCGCUGCUGUGAAAAAACAGACGACAAUGGAUCGAGUGAAAAGCUCCAUGCAGCAAGUACCCAACGCUAUCCCCAAAGUGAUCCGACGGACUGGAGGGGCCAACAGCCUGGAGCUGGAGAAGGAAAACUUUGAGAGAGGGCAGGCUGUCAGCAUCAAUAAGGCCAUCAACACACAGGAGGUCGCUGUCAAAGAGAAGCAUGCCAGGACUUGCAUCUUGGGGACCCAUCAUGAGAAAGGCGCCCACACCUUUUGGGCAGCGGUCAACCGGCUUCCUCUCUCCAGCAACGCGGUGCUCUGCUGGAAGUUCUGCCAUGUCUUCCACAAGCUGCUGCGAGACGGCCAUCCAAGCGUGAUAAAAGACUCCAUGAGGAACAAGGCUGAUUUAACAGAUAUGAGCAGGAUGUGGGGUCACCUGAGUGAAGGCUAUGGGAAGCUGUGCAGCAUCUACCUCAAACUGCUCAUCACCAAAAUGGAGUUUCACAUCAAAAACCCUCGUUUCCCCGGCAACCUGCAGAUGUCAAACAGACAGCUUGACGAGGCGGGAGAGAAUGACGUUAACAACUUCUUCCAGCUGACAGUGGAGAUGUUUGACUACCUGGAGUGUGAGCUGAACCUCUUCUUGGGUGUAUUCAGCUCUCUAGACAUGUCACGGUCGGUGUCGGUGACAGCGGCGGGCCAGUGUCGCCUGGCCCCCCUCAUACAAGUCAUCCUGGACAGUAGCCACCUGUAUGACUACACCGUCAAGCUGCUGUUUAAGCUGCAUUCCUGCCUUCCAGCAGACACUCUCCAGGGCCACAGAGAUCGCUUCCAGGAACAGUUUAAGAAGUUAAAGAGUCUGUUUUAUCGCUCCAGUAACUUGCAGUAUUUCAAGAGGCUGAUUCAGAUCCCACAGUUGCCUGAGAACCCUCCCAACUUCCUGCGUGCGUCGGCUCUGUCGGAGCACAUCAGCCCUGUGGUCGUGAUCCCCGCCGAGUCGUCGUCCCCGGAGUCGGAGCAUGUGGUGGAGACAGAUGACCUGGUGGACACGGACGUCCCUGUGCUGCCGGCUGCUUUGGAGACCAAGUUUGACGACCUGUUUGGUACCUCAGCUGCUAUAGACCCCUUCAACUUCAACAGUCAGAACGGCAUGCGGAAAGACGACAAAGACCGUCUGAUUGAACAGCUGACGAGGGAAAUCCAGGCCCUCAAAGAAGAGCUGGAGUCUUUCAGACUGGAGAGUGGUCGCUUGUGUCAGGCGCUGAGGGGGCGUGUCAACGAGCUGGAGGCGGAGCUUGCAGAGCAGAGCCACCUGAGGCUGCAGGCUGCAGGGGAGAGCGAGUUCCUGAAGGCAGAGCUGGACGACCUGCGGAGGGUCAGAGAGGACACGGAGAAGGAGCAGCGGAGCCUGACGGAGAUAGAGAAAAAAGCUCAGGCCAAUGAGCAGCGCUACACCAAACUGAAGGAGAAGUACACAGAGCUUGUUCAAAGUCACGCAGACCUGCUGAGGAAGAACGCAGAGGUGACCAGGCAGAUGACGGUGGCUCGGGCGGCACAGGAUGAAGUGGAUGCAGUGAGGAGAGAGAUGCAAGAGAAGGUGAAGGCCGCUCAGGAGGCUGCAGACAGACAAGAGAGGGAACAGCUGGAUCAGCUUCAGGAACUCCAGAGAGAGCUGGUGUCCAGCAGGGUGGAACUGGACUCCCUGAAGACCACCAUGGCUUCGUCACAACAGUCCAGUGAGGUGCUCAGCACGCAGCUAGUCGCCCUGGAGUCUGAGAAGGCAGAGCUGGUGCAGUCCAUGUCGAAGGUGGAGGCGGAGCUGGCUGUCCGGGGGGAGGAGCUAGAACGAGUCCAAGCGUCACUGGCAACUGAAAGGGAGAGUGGGGUGAAGACAGCAGAAGCCCUGCAGAAUCAGCUCAAUGAGAAGGAGAGUAGGGAGCAGGCGUUGGAGAGCCAGCUGGUAGCAGCUCGAUGGUCCAGUCUGCAGGGAGCUGUGGAGGAGGCGGAGAAGAUCAUCCAGGACUCUCUGGCUCAGAUAGAUGACCCAGCACACAUCAGCUGCACCAGCUCCGCGGACUACCUAGCAUCCAGAUGUCAGGCCUCUUUAGACUGUAUGGACCGACUCACCUCUACCAGAGAAACCUUCCUGGCCGACAACACAGGUGUAUCUGAGCUGGUGCGAGUGGUCACCCAGUGCGGCCACCUGGUGGGCGACACCAUCGUUCAGGGUAGUGCCACCUCCCACAUGGUGCCUGUGGAGCAAGCUGAUGCCCUGUCAGAGAGUGUGAAGUCGUGCGGGGCCGAAGCUCUGGCUCUGCUGGGCCAGAUGAAGCAGCAGGAUAGCCUGGCUGCAGCAGACAACAGCAAGCUGAAGGCAGCUCUGGAGGCCAUCCUGGCAACUGCAGAGAAACUGCGUCCUCGGGGUUUGGAGCUACAGCAGGGGGAACUGGGAGAUCUUGUGGAGCAGGAAAUGGCUGCCACUUCUGCUGCUGUGGAAUCGGCAGCUGCCAGGAUAGAGGAAAUGCUUAACAAGUCUCGUGCAGUUGAUACAGGAAUCAAGAUGGAGGUCAAUGAGAGGAUUUUGGCCUCCUGCACGGAGCUGAUGCAGGCGAUCAAGGAGCUCAUUCUGUCUUCCAAAACUCUGCAAAGGGACAUCGUGGAGAGCGGCAGGGGGGCAGCCUCCAUGAAGGAAUUUUAUGCCAAGAACUCCCGCUGGACUGAGGGCCUGAUCUCUGCCUCCAAAGCAGUGGGAUGGGGCGCCACGGUCAUGGUAGAUGCCGCUGAUCUGGUGGUGCAGGGCAAAGGGAAGUUUGAGGAGUUGAUGGUGUGUUCUCAUGAAAUAGCUGCCAGCACAGCACAGCUAGUGGCUGCCUCUAAGGUUAAAGCAGAUAAAGACAGCACCAACCUGCACCGUCUGCAGCACGCGUCCCGCGGCGUCACACAGGCCACCGCAGCUGUCGUGGCCUCCACCAAGUCUGGGAAGUCCCAAAUUGAAGAGACGGAUACGAUGGACUUCUCCAGCAUGACUCUCACCCAGAUCAAACGGCAAGAGAUGGAUGCACAGGUUCUGGUCCUGGAGCUGGAGACCCGUCUGCAGAAGGAGCGCGAGCGUCUCGGCGAGCUGAGGAAGAAACAUUACGAGCUGGCUGGGGUAGCAGAAGGCUGGGGCGAGGGAGAAGAGGGCACAGGUUGAGACCCUGCCUCCUCCGUCAUCCCCCUCCUCUACCAGAAAACCGGCUUCUGUCUGCCUCUUUCUAUUUAUACACACACUUUUCAGUCUCUUUCUCCCUUGUUUUCUUCUCUCUCUUUUUUUUUUGUUUGUUAUCUAAGCCAAAUUAAAAGGUGCUUCUUUUCUAAACCUGCUUCUUCACCCGCGUCCGUAAUCUUCCAAUCUUCCAUAGAGGACAGCACCAAGGGCUCAGCGCCGGGAGAGGGGCGUCAAAAGGAGGAACUAAUGGAUGUAAGGAAGAAAAGACACUGCCUGACUUCACAGCCUCACACCCCCUCUUUGCCUCUCCCCCAGGACUGUGUUGGUGCGAAGCAGUCGUGAAGGGAAGUGGAUCCGAGUAUUUACUGUCUUUUUUUCUUCUCCCCGGUUUUUAAUAACGGCGCUCCAUCGAGGGAGGGUUCACAGCAGGGACGCUACAAGCACAAGUUCUACUCAAAACAUCCCAGGAUGCAUUGCACAAGCUCUCAGCAGCAAGAGGGGGAGAUCAGUGACUGUCUGGCCCAAAAUCAUGUCUCUGUGUAACAUAGAUGGCAUGCAUGCUCCCCUACUAAACGUUUGUCCCACGUUGUGAGCGUAUAAAGCUGUUAGAGCACGAGAUGCUCUUUAUCUCUCUUUAUUUUCCUCCCUACUUUCUUCCCCUGCUUUUUUCACUGUGAGUUAUCACCUUAUUAAGUCCAUACCACUUCACUGGCUGGUUCACUGGACUUUCUGCCUUUCACCUCCCCACCAUUAUAAUGACCUGUGACUGUUAACUUGAGCCGACCCCUUCUUUUUUGUUUCUUUUUUUUUAACAGAAGUUUGCAUGGAAACUUUUAAAAACCGCUUCAGACUGUCAGCGCGCGGAGGAGUCGGGGAGUCGUUUUCUCUUAACAGUCUUCUCCCUCUGAGCUUUUGAGACUCCCAACUACCUCAUGCUACAUCAUCAGAGGUAGCGGUGCAUCAUGGGUAGGUCUGAUGAGGGAGAACCAUUGCCCAAACACUAAUGACACAGGGUCAUUUUUGUCUUUUCCCCUUUUUAUUGGUUAAAGGAAGGAAAGAGGGUUGUGGGAAGAAAACCUCUUUUUAUACAGAAAAAAAGAAACAACACUUUUGGGUCUGCUAAUUUGUUUCCUAAGGCAGCAACAGUUGCUAAGGAAGUCUGGCAGAAAAGUUGUCAAAUAAAGUUUGAUUCAUUGGUGCAUAUUUUUUUUUUUUUUUUUUUUUUAUAAUACAAGUGUCAGUGGUCAAGCAGCACUACAGCAGAUCUGUCACAGAAGCAGAUUCCGAAGCAGCUUUGGAUCCAGUCACAUAAUGAACUGCUAAAGGUGUUGUCUUCUGUCUUCUGUCGGCUGUCCAAGACGUUAGCUCGGUUAUUUCCUGAAGAUGUAAUGACUCUGCCAGCGGGACGACUGCCUGCUUGCUACAGAAGCAACAAAAGGAAGUGCUGAAGGGUUUUAGAUCAAACUUGAAUGUUUAGUGUUCAGUUUUGGAAAGCUUAAGGCUGCACAAAUCCUUUUAUUCGUGUUUUAAGAUUUAUCUGGUAUAUCACAUGAUCCUGCCUCUUCAAGUAACCUACAGGACUGAUGGUGGACUGCAGUUUUCUAAACCCUUCACUAACAGUCUGCAUUGCCAGGACCACAGUGGACUCUGAAGUAUGCAGUAUACAGACUGCAGUGUUUUCCAUAGCUUCCUCAAGACCAAGUAGCUGUGUAUAUAUAAACUACAGGCCUUCAAUUGUUGGAAAUAAUCUUUUGCUUUCUUUUCAUCUACAAGCAUUUGAUAGCAUCCAUUUUUGCAUCUCUCUGAGUAAGGAUUCAGUUUAAUUGAAUUAAGGAUACAAAAUGAUGCACAUGAACGCCACACGAAACUAAUAUAAGUAAUUUUUUUUCCGUAAGAGGUUGUUAUUUAACAGAAUUUCCAACUGAGACUGAACUUGUUGCUAGUGGACUCUGUGAGAAGACUGAUCAUGCCUUGAGAUGAGAAGGCCUCCGUUUCGAACCCCAACACCGUAUUCCUUUUUUCCCUUUGUUGAUGGCAACGAUGAUUCUCCUGGAGUUUGUCUUUCUCUGUGUCUUAACAUACUUAGUUUUGACGCUCCGCUUCAGCUAUGUAUCUACAAAGUUGUGACGCUGGUUUAUUUAACAGACACUGGUCAAAUUUGUAUUUGCUUAUUAUUCUUUAAAAAAACUAGUUUUAAGUCACUUGGGAGAAGCAGAUGGGUGAGUCAAAAGACAGAAAAGCGUUAUUUUAAUCAGAAUUUGACAUCAUUUUCCAAUUUGACACCACCCAUCUGCUGCUACUACAAACAGCAAGCAUUAUUUGCAGUACUGUUGGACCAGGUCUUUGUAUUUAAUAAUGAUUUUAGGUGUGUUCUGUCACUUCCACACCUGGGCAAAACGUUGGCUGAUUUAAUUUGAAAUUGGAAUAUGAAACAAAAGAAAAUACCAUCAAAGAAGGAUUUUUAUGGUAUUUCAAGUGUCUUUAAAGAUGAAUUGAAUGCAUCUUGAGUGAUGUUUGGUUGUACUUUUGCCCAAAUAUUCUUUAUUAACCUCUCUCUCUCUCUCUCUCUCUCUCUCUCUCUCUCUCUCUCUCUCUCUCUCUCUCUCUCUCUCUCGGGUCGUUGUUUGUAGUCCUACCAGCUCAGCCAGCCUUUCAAACUGCCUCACACUGUAGUCAAAGAGAAACAAAUACUCACAUAGCAACAUUGAAAUAUGUCUUUGUAUGAUAUACUAAAACUAUGUUGGUGGGUGUGUUUUUAUUUUUUCAGUUUUUAAAAUAAAUAUUUCAACUUGUUAAUACAGA
Dicentrarchus labrax (European seabass) is the source of this 6173-nucleotide messenger RNA. It is a transcript of the gene hip1, whose product is annotated as huntingtin interacting protein 1. Gene Ontology annotation, cellular component: clathrin-coated vesicle; actin cortical patch; extrinsic component of postsynaptic membrane. The transcript is spliced from 31 exons. Lineage: Eukaryota; Metazoa; Chordata; Actinopteri; Moronidae. Gene Ontology annotation, biological process: endocytosis; clathrin coat assembly; actin filament organization. Bases 213 to 3356 code for a protein of 1047 amino acids. Gene Ontology annotation, molecular function: clathrin light chain binding; phosphatidylinositol-3,4-bisphosphate binding; phosphatidylinositol-3,5-bisphosphate binding. The record is from RefSeq and is a predicted model, not a curated record.